UUCCGCGAUCAUCGGCUUAGUCGCACGCGUGUAUUUUGGUUAAUAUUGUUAUUAGCAAAAUAAAUGACAAUGUCUCUUUUUAAUAUGCAGCAAUUCUUCGGCAUAUUAUAUCAACGUUACAUGAUCACGUUACCGGCAAUACAUUUAUCUCGUACGCAAAAGAUUUUUAUUAUCUGCUGUGCUGGUGGCUCAAUAUUAUUGGGAGGAUUAGCGCAAUUUUUGAAGAGACGACGAAGACAUCCUCUUCCACCAUCCAGAAAGUCUUACAGAGACUACAAAACAAGAUUAGCAAGUGCUAAGAACUCCAAUUUUGAUGUAUUAUCACAAGCAUCCUGGGCAAGAAGAAGCGAAGCUAGUACCAGGAGUCACAUUAGUGAUCGUGCAUCACUGAUUUCUUCUGUGCCAGGAGGUCCAGAAGAUGAUGUCAGACUUACUCCACAACAAUAUGGUGUCCUUGGACUCGAGGCGCUGGAAAAGGCUCUCUAUUGCUGGGAAGACGCGCUCACUGCAUUCAGCUCAACCCUCAGCAAUGAUACCCUAGCAUUGCCGACGAAAGCCGAUGCGGCGUUCACACACGACGUGCAGGAGCUGCUCGACAUGGGAUAUCAGAUUCAGAGUCACGCGGAGCUGCUCUUUCUCGAUCAGCACUCUGUUCUGUUCCGGAAUGAGAGCGAGGAAAGUCUUGAUAAACCAUCGAACAUCGGGACGCGGAUAUCUGGCAUGAGGGACAAAGCCGAUGUCGCGUCGUCGCCCGAGUCGUUCGAAUCUGCACGUGAUGGGGUUGCAGAUUUGCGUGAAUUCGAGGAAUUCUCAGAGCUGUUUCCGCACUUCGAGCGACAAAAGCUGUAUCACGCCGCUCUUAAACAGUACGAGGAUAGAGGUAUUCCUUGCAGGAGACUACACACGGAACUUGUAAAAUGCGGAUCGGACGUAGAAUAUUUAGCAAAAGUGUACUGCCUACGCCAAGCCUAUUCAAAAUUAUUCAACACACCUGAUGUAAUGGAAUUUAUAGCGGACAUAGGUCGCCAGAUGAUUAGCGAUUUAAUUAUAUAUGCGGAUAGGGACCCGAAAGAUUAUUUGCAGCAUUACGAACGUAUGUUGCUGUUCUUGCAUGAACCGCGCAAUCAUAGUAUUAUGGAGGAGGAACUGACCGCUCGCGGUGUCAAGUGCAUGAACUUCUACGAUGUUCUUGUUGAUUUUAUACUUUUGGACGCGUUUGAGGAAGUGGAAAAACCACCACCGCCCAUUAGAGCUAUAAUUCAGAAUAGAUGGAUAUCCGCCAGUUUCAGAGAAACUGCGAUAGGAACAGCACUCUGGUCUGUUCUCGCGGGUAAAAAGAGAAUCUGGGAGUGCAAGAAACUCGCACUUUUGGUAACCUCGUACAGUGCUGCUGCUACUGAACAAGUUUUCGGUGCGCACUCAGUGCGGCUCAGUGAAAAACGCUAUUAG
Molecule: messenger RNA, 1449 nt
Organism: Linepithema humile (Argentine ant)
Lineage: Eukaryota; Metazoa; Arthropoda; Insecta; Hymenoptera; Formicidae
Source: RefSeq, a predicted model, not a curated record